Molecule: messenger RNA, 3569 nt
Organism: Tyto alba (common barn owl)
Lineage: Eukaryota; Metazoa; Chordata; Aves; Strigiformes; Tytonidae
Gene: TMED5
Product: transmembrane p24 trafficking protein 5
Exons: 4
Coding region: 73-768 (231 amino acids)
Biological process (GO): Golgi organization; endoplasmic reticulum to Golgi vesicle-mediated transport; intracellular protein transport
Cellular component (GO): endoplasmic reticulum; COPII-coated ER to Golgi transport vesicle; Golgi apparatus
Source: RefSeq, a predicted model, not a curated record
GCUGACGGCGGUCACGCCCCCUCCCCGGCGGCCGGGCCGGGCCCGCCCCCUGGCUCGCCGCGCGCUGCCGGGAUGGCGCCGCCGCCGUGGCGCCGGUUGGUGCUGCUGCCGCUCGGGUGCUUCGCGCUGCUCCUGUCACCGCCGCCCGCCGCCGCCGCCUUCAGCCCCUCCCUGGACAGCGACUUCACCUUCACGCUUCCCGCCGGCCGCAAGGAGUGCUUCUACCAGCCCAUGCGCAAAGAGGCCUCGCUGGAGCUGGAGUACCAGGUUCUAGAUGGAGCAGGACUAGAUGUUGAUUUUCAUCUACUGUCUCCAAAAGGUGAAACUCUAGUUUUUGAUGAAAGAAAAUCAGAUGGAGUACACACGGUAGAAACAGAAGAUGGGGAUUACAUGUUCUGUUUCGACAACACAUUCAGUACCAUUUCGGAAAAGGUGAUUUUCUUUGAACUGAUCCUGGAUAAUAUGGGAGAAGAUGGACAAGAUCAGGAAGACUGGAAGAAAUAUAUUACAGGCACAGAUCUCCUAGAUAUGAAAUUGGAAGACAUUCUGGAAUCCAUCAACAGUGUCAAAUCCAGAUUAAGCAAAAGUGUCCAGAUUCAGACCCUGCUGAGAGCAUUUGAGGCUCGUGACCGCAAUAUACAAGAAAGCAACUUCGACAGAGUGAACUUCUGGUCCAUGGUCAACUUGGGAGUAAUGGUGGUGGUAUCCGCUGUUCAGGUUUACAUGCUGAAAAGUCUCUUUGAAGAUAAGAGGAAAAGUAGAACUUAAUACUCAGUAUGAUCAUACCAACAUAACAGAUAUGAGGGGAGAGAAGGAGCAAUAAACUUCUACAGUAAAGAUUAAAAAAAGGAAAACACGACCUUAUAGAUUAUUUUGAACAGGCAGUAGACAUCAGGCUUUCAAUUCAUGUUGGGCUUUUUGAUUGUUUUGUGGUGGUUGUCUUGUCUAUUUGUUUUUUUAACACAAACAGAAUGGCUUGCCCCAAGGUCUUCCAUUUUUGCAAAUGCUACUAACAAUAUUUUUUUUUUUUUUGUACUUGUAGCAUUUGUUAAUGACUAACAUGCAUAGGGCACGGGAUGCUUGGUGCAUAUGCAAAGUAAUGUUGAUAGUGUAAUAUUUUUCAUAUUCAUAUAAAAUUUAAGUGGUAACUUCAACAUUGGUUUAGUUCCUGUUAAACAUUGAGUGAAUUUACAUGUGCCUAAGUGUUUACAGGAUUGAGGCCCACUGGGGUAGUUUGUAGUUACUGUCACUUAUUUUCAAAGUUACAUGUUUUUAAAAAUCCUCAGUUUUUGUUGCAUAGCAUCACAGAGAAACACUGAGCUAACAUUGUAAGAACAAAAUGAGAACUCUUUAUAUACAGAUGACUAACAUCAACACUUUAAAAAGAUACCAUCAAUAUGAAAUUGAGUCAGUGUUGAAAAGAAUUGGAGAAAUAAGUGCAAUUCCUGUUUGUAUAUCUUUGUCCUGUAGUUGUACAACCCCCUUUUCCUUUUUGGCUGUUACAUGAGAUUCAAGAGACGAGUGACUAUAUGGUAUACAAACAAAUGCACGCACCCCUUGAAAUAUGGUUUGCAAACUCUUGGUUAUUGUAACCUCAUGUAAUAGAUAAUUUUCAGUAAGUCAUUUCUCUCAUUCUUUCCCCUCUAAUAAAGGGGGGUCUGUCACAGUAUGUGAAAAUGUUACAUUAAUUUUUGUUGUCUCACAAUCCCUCAUUUGUCCAUUUAUUUCUUACUUGCCCAUUUAGUUUUUGUCAACAUCUAGGAAUAGUGUAGCUGUAAACAGGGUGACUUACAUAGGCAUGAAAAACCAAAGCUGUUAACCUAAACUUUCCCUUCUUGCUUACCCUCACACGUCUUUUAGAUGUAUAAGUACGCUCAGUUCAUAUGAGCAGUGUUUCUAUAUAUAGGUAUUUAUACAAGGCAUGAAUUACAUGAGCCGUAAGUUCAGGCUUCAAAUUUUAGCAUCAACUGAAUCUGUAAUAUCACUUAACUAAGGCAAAGCUAUCCUUAAAUCAGUAAUUUGUAAUUUCUACAUGAAGUGACUUUUAACAGUGGAGUGAGGGUUUGGAGAAUUUUUGCCAAAACCUCUUCUAUGUGACAAUUACCUUUUUUUAAAUAGUUCAAAGUUAGUCACUUUUACUAUGUGCCAAGUCACUGAAGUUUCCUAUAUAAAUGUGUUAAACUACAUUUUGUCAGAAGUGGUUUUAAAAAACACUUUCUUAAAAAUUACUUAAAAAAAAAAGGGUUGUGCCUGUUGGCUCAUUUGGCUAUGAAAAGCAAAAUUGCAAUUGUGAGACUUUCUGUGUUCAAAAAGUAUUUUAUGGAGAUAAAACAGGGUCAACAAAUUCAUGAAGAAACACUUUGUUCAAAUGAAGCAGAUGCUAGCAAGGGCUACAGUACAUUGAAACAGUACUUCAGCUUCAACUUUAACAAUGGGACCUAGCAAUAAUAUUUCUAAAUAGUUUUUAUAAGCAAAGGUAUUAUUCCUUACAGAACUUCUUAUAAGAGGGCUCCAAAGGCUGUUGACCUACUGUUUCUUUCUGCAAAGCUGUGCCAAGAAUAAGGUUGCUUCCCUUGAGGGUUCUGCAUAUUUUUCCACCUGAUGCUUUCUAUUCUAAACUGACUGGAAUUAGAAAGUUUAUUUCCAUGAUCAGGACAAUGCCUAGAAAAAAUUAACUCUUUCUGCUGGCAUAGCAAAUAUCUUUAUGCCAUUUCCCUGUACAUCUCCCAGUACCAAUAUACUAAAUAUCUCCAUGAGGGCAUAAGCCAAAGCUCAUUGAAGUCAACUUCCAAGGUUUUGAUCAGGUCCCUUCAGGACAGGCAGAUAAGAUUUAGGGCUCUGCCCCUUUUGCUAGAAGAGCAGAAUCAUCUUCCCUUACAUUACUAUGAGUGUGAUGCUACAAACCAUAUUCAAAACGCUGAACCAGCUCUGUGAAGCUGUGACCAUGACAUCUACCUCUUAAAUCAAAGCUACUAGAUUCUAGAUUUCAGCUCAGACCAACACGAAUUCAGUCAAUUUUUCCAAGGGCACCUUGGGGGAUUACAUUCCCCAGCUGCUCUGCUGUGCCUCUCUGACAGUGGUUAUACAUCCAGUGGCAAAACAAUAUGGUGUAUUAGUUUAAGCCUCUAAUGAAUGCAGAGUUCUCUGAUCAAGACAGAAGACUGAACUGCAGCAGUUUCUCCGAUUACAAAUAGCAGUCUCUGUUAGAAGAAAAAUAAUGCAACAAUUGUCAGCAGAGUUCAUGUGGAAGAAAUUACUAUUUUGCAACGAAGAGCUCUGACUACUUUCUCCCCAUUCAAGGUUCAUUACAGAAAACAAUACAGGGAAUAAUUGUGAACUUAACUGUGCUUUGACUGUGGCAGCUGGAAUAUAUUUAUCAUAGGUGAAGGAUCUGGCAUUUAAACUUGCAGCUAAAUAACGUUUCAUUGGGAUUUUGACAAGUAGAUUGCUUUUGAUUGUAUAAAAUUUACGAAGGAGAAUAUAACUAAAUUUUUUUCUUAAUGGAUUUUUUUAUUCAGAAUUACAUGUUUUAAGACUUCAAGAUGUUGAAUAAAAUUAUGCAAAACUGA